This is a messenger RNA of Lactuca sativa (garden lettuce), 2290 nucleotides long. RefSeq names its product plant intracellular Ras-group-related LRR protein 4. Gene Ontology annotation, molecular function: protein binding. Gene Ontology annotation, cellular component: cytoplasm. Lineage: Eukaryota; Viridiplantae; Streptophyta; Magnoliopsida; Asterales; Asteraceae. The record is from RefSeq and is a predicted model, not a curated record.
AGACACAUCACAUUUACAGUGUAGAUGUAAAACACACACACACACACACACACUUUUGCUCAAUCUGAUUUCCCCGUCGAACCAAAACACCGACUCUUUUCACUUUCUCUCUCCACCGUGAAAACGCCCUAGCCGCCGCCGCUCCUCCUUUCAACGGAUUCUGAAAAGAAAACUAUUCCGAGGAUAAACGAGUAGCAAAAAUGGAAGCUUCAGCAAAAUCAGCAGACGAGGUGGUGGAAGAGAUAAUGAGAAUUCAUAGAUCUCUUCCUCCGAGACCUGGAAUUGAAGACAUUGAAGCUGCAAAAAUACUGAUCCGAAAUGCAGAAGCUGAACAACAAUCACGUCUGGAAUCCAUUGCUAAGCAAAAGAAGCGAAAAGAUGUUCCUGAAGAACUAUUCAAUGUGUUGAUAGAGAUGCAAAAGCAUUUAGUCGAUUUCCACACUAUAGAACAGAAAAGGGAAGCCAUUAAAUUGCUUGAUCUUGAAAACUACCAUAUACUCUUUGAUGAAAUGAUUCAGAGAGCUUCCAGAUGUGUUAUUCCUAAUGGCAGUGAUGACAAUAAUACUACCACCCAAUCAGUUAACUCCACCUUGUCACCUUUGACAACUCCACCUUCUUACUCUGGUGUAAAUCUUAGCAACUCAAUCUCAUACUCACCCAAAACUGUUUCUUCUGAGUUGUUCACUAGAGAUGAUAGCUAUGUGAGCAAGAUGGAGUCUACUACUUAUGGUGAUGGAAUCAGAAGGAAGAUUCGAUCUACUGAUGCUUCAAAGCCCAUGAUUGUUGAUUCAACUCUAAAACCUGCCAUUACAUCUGGUCAAGAAGGUGAGAAAUUGAGUCUCAUAAAGCUUGCGAGUCUCAUUGAAGUAUCUUCCAAAAAAGGAGCAAAAGAACUCAAUCUUAGCAACAAAUUAAUGGAUCAAAUAGAAUGGCUUCCCGAUUCAAUAGGAAAGUUAUCUACUUUAAUCACUCUUAAUCUAUCAGAAAAUCGCCUCAUUGCUUUACCUUCAUCAAUCGGAGGUCUUUCUUCCUUAACAAAACUCGAUCUACAUUCCAACAAAAUCACCGAACUCCCGGAAUCAAUCGGAAACCUCUUCUCCUUAAUCUACCUCGAUCUCCGAGCCAACCAAAUGACCAAUUUGCCCUCGACUUUCGGACAACUAAUCCAUCUCCAAGACCUCGAUUUAAGCUCCAACAACUUCUCAAUCCUCCCCGAAUCCGUGUGUUCACUCAAAAACCUACAAAAGUUAAACAUCGAGACGAAUAACAUCGAAGAACUCCCACAUAUGAUUGGUCAAUGCUCUUCACUUAAAGAGCUUAUUGCGGAUUACAACAAACUCAAAGCACUUCCGGAAGCAGUUGGAAAGAUAGAAUCUUUGGAGAAAUUAUCGGUUCGUUAUAAUAACAUCGGGAGGUUGCCUACUACAAUGUCGUCAUUAACGAAUUUAAAGGAGCUUGAUGUUAGUUUCAAUGAACUUGAAUCGGUCCCGGAGAGCUUGUGUUUUGCUAUUUCGCUUGUGAAGAUUAAUGUUAGUAAUAAUUUUGCGGAUUUAAGAUCUUUGCCUAGAUCGAUCGGGAACCUUGAGAAUUUGGAAGAGUUGAAUAUGAGUAACAAUCAAAUAAAGACGCUUCCGGAGUCUUUCCGUAUGUUGUCGAAGUUACGCGUGUUGAGAGCAGAAGGGAAUCCGUUGGAUUCACCGCCGCUAUCUGUGCUUGACAACGGCGCUCAAGCUGUUAUACAAUACAUGAACGAGCUCCACGAGAAGAAGGAAGUGAAAGUGCAACCAGUGAAACAGAAGAAAUCAUCAUGGGCUCAAAUGUGUUUCUUUUCAAGUUCAAACAAACGCAAGCGGAAUGCCAUGGACUAUGUAAAGACAUAAUUACACCACCUUUUGGAGUAUCUUUUUUAUUGGUAAAUAAAUUAAAUACAUAUAAUAAUAAGUGAUAAGUAAGACCCAGUUGUUGUUUCUUGUUUAUUUAUUUAAAGACAGAGUUUAUUAAACCUUUUUUUUUAAAAGUAAUUAGAAAAAAAAAAACAUAAAAAGGAAAGAGGGGAGGUAUUUCAUCACAUGCUUUUGCUUAUCUAAAUUCAGGAGACUUGAGCUGUCCAUGGGCUGGAACAAAGCUAAUGGAUGAUCUUCACAUACUGUUUGUCUCCUUCCGACUAUUGUCUUUUUUUUUAAUCACAUCAUGUUUUUGUUAUUUAAUUUCUUUAUUUCUUUUUGUGAAUCAAUGUAAUUAAAAUCGAAUAAUCCUUCAUUUUCAAUAAUCUAUUUAUUUCUUGAAAUCA